Molecule: messenger RNA, 972 nt
Organism: Pistacia vera
Lineage: Eukaryota; Viridiplantae; Streptophyta; Magnoliopsida; Sapindales; Anacardiaceae
Exons: 3
Coding region: 1-972 (323 amino acids)
Source: RefSeq, a predicted model, not a curated record
AUGACUGCCGAGUAUGAAGCUCUCCAACAUAACCGAACUUGGUCUCUAGUUCCAUACACUGAGGAUAUGACCCUUGUUGGCAAUAAGUGGGGUUUUAAGGUGAAACUGAACUCUAAUGGUAGUGUUCAACGUUACAAAGUAAGGCUUGUUGCCAAAGAAAUCCAUCAAACUCCAGGAAAUGACAAUUCGUUAAUUCAACAAAUAAUCACCAACUUGGAUAGCACGUUUGGUCUUAAAAUUCUUGGUCCUAUUAACUAUUUUCUUGGAAUUUCAGUAGUUCAGACUAGUUAUGGAAUGCUUCUUAAUCAGAGCAAGUACGCUCAGGAAAUUCUACUUAAAUAUGGCAUGACCAACUGCAAUCCUUGCUCUACUCCAAUGAUUCUUGGAUCCAAACUUAGCCUUGAUGAUAGUCAUCUAUUUGAACACCCAUCUAUCUAUAGAAGUCUUAUUGGGGCCUUACAGUACCUCACAAUGACUAGACCUGAUCUCUCUUUUGCGCUUGAAGGGUAUGCCGAUAUUGACUGGGCUAGUAGCUCAUAUGAUCGUAAAUCUACUAGUGGCUAUUGUAUCUUUCUUGGAUCCAACUUGAUUCAAUGGUGCUCCAAAAAACAGCAGGUGGUUGCCUUAUCCUUCACUAAGGCAGAAUACCGUGCCUUGGCACAUGCUUCUACUGAGAUCGCUUGGCUUCAAAACCUAUUUCAGGAGCUCCAUGUCUCUAUUCCAGGCCUUCCUGUUCCCUGGUGUGACAACACAUGCGCUGGAGCUCUUGCUUCCAAUCCCGUUUUCCAUGCUCACACCAAGCACAUCAAAAUUGAUGUGCACUUUGUGUGGGAAAUGGUCCAAACUAAACGCUUAGUUGUCCAGUAUGUUGCUUCCACCUUUCAAGUUGCUAAUAUCUUACCAAACCUCUCUCCAGCUCUCGCUUUCACACUCUUCGCGAUCAACUUCAUCUCUCUAUCUCUUCGAAGUUGA